CAGCUCUGCAGUCCUCCUAUGUGGUACUGAUCAGGUGGUUGCAGAGCUUCAGCUCACAGCAACACAAUGCAGCUGAGCAGGCAAGCACAGCCCACAGCCAGAAGCGGUUCCCACUCUCCAGAACAAGGCGACCUUUAAGCUUAAGUUUCGGAGAAAAUGAGAUGCUGCUGAAGACGACACUAUGGCUUUGAUGGAAUAUCAGAUAUUGAAAAUGUCUCCCAGCUUGUUCAUCCUUCUGUUUCUCACACCUGGUAUUUUAUGCAUUUGUCCUCUCCAAUGUAUAUGCACAGAGAGGCACAGGCAUGUGGACUGUUCAGGCAGAAACUUGACUACAUUACCAUCUGGACUGCAAGAGAAUAUUAUUCAUUUAAAUCUGUCUUAUAACCAUUUUACUGAUCUUCAUAACCAGUUAACCCAAUACACCAAUCUGAGGACCCUGGACAUUUCAAACAACAGGCUCGAAAGCCUGCCUGCUCAGUUACCUCGGUCCCUCUGGAACAUGUCUGCUGCUAACAACAACAUUAAACUGCUUGACAAAUCUGAUACUGCUUAUCAGUGGAACCUUAAAUAUCUGGAUGUUUCUAAGAAUAUGCUGGAAAAGGUUGUCCUCAUUAAAAAUACACUAAGAAGUCUUGAGGUUCUCAACCUCAGUAGUAACAAACUUUGGACAGUUCCAACCAAUAUGCCCUCCAAACUACAUAUCGUGGACCUGUCUAACAAUUCCUUGACACAAAUCCUUCCAGGAACAUUAACAAACCUGACAAAUCUCACACAUCUUUACCUGCACAAUAAUAAGUUCACAUUCAUCCCAGAUCAAGCUUUUGACCAACUCUUUCAGUUGCAAGAGAUAACCCUUUACAAUAACAGGUGGUCAUGUGACCACAAACAAAACAUCACUUACUUACUGAAGUGGAUGAUGGAAACAAAAGCCCAUGUGAUAGGGACUCCCUGUUCUAGCCAAAUAUCAUCUUUGAAGGAACAUAACAUAUAUCCCACACCUUCUGGAUUUACCUCAAGCUUGUUCACUGUAAGUGGGAUGCAGACAGUGGACACCAUUAACUCUCUGAGUAUGGUAACUCAACCCAAAGUGACCAAAACACCCAAACAAUAUCGAACAAAGGAAACAACGUUUGGUGCCACUCUAAGCAAAGACACCACCUUUGCUAGCACUGACAAGGCUUUUGUGCCCUACCCAGAAGAGACAUCCAUAGAAACCAUCAAUUCACACGAAGCAGCAGCUGCAACUCUAACUAUUCAUCUCCAAGAUGGAAUGGUUACAAACACAAGCCUCACUAGCUCAACAAAAUCAUCCCCAACACCCAUGACCCUAAGUAUUACUAGUGGCAUGCCAAAUAACUUCUCUGAAAUGCCUCAACAAAGCACAACCCUUAACUUACGGAGGGAAGAGACAACCACAAAUGUAAAGACUCGCUUACCUUCUGUGGCAAGUGCGUGGAAAGUAAAUGCUUCAUUUCUCUUAAUGCUCAAUGCUGUGGUCAUGCUGGCUGUUUGAGGGUCUGCAUUUUUUGAAACUAAUGAAAGAACUCCUCCCUGAUGUAUAGUUGGGAAAAUAUGCCCCUAUCUAACCAGUGAUUCAAGCUAUUUAAGUAUUCAAGAAAGUCAGUCUUACAUUUCUGACUCUGAUGUAAAUGAAGUAACUUGUCUUAAAUAAAAGAAGUGCACAAUGUCUUGGUACUUGCUGCUAUUUUAUUGUCUUAAUUAAGUAAAACUAAUGAGUUUCUUUCUUUUUAAUGAAAUGUUUUCUUUUUAAGGCUUCAAUUUAUUGCACAAAAUAUAAAGCAUCUAAACUUUAAUAUGUAUUUUAUGUAUGUUUACACUGUCAAACACCCGGGGAAAAAAAUAAAUAAAAGGUCUAUGCUCGUAACUGUG
Canis lupus familiaris (dog) is the source of this 1890-nucleotide messenger RNA. RefSeq names its product oligodendrocyte myelin glycoprotein (gene OMG). Bases 182 to 1513 code for a protein of 443 amino acids. The transcript is spliced from 2 exons. Gene Ontology annotation, molecular function: protein binding. NCBI's taxonomy places the organism in Eukaryota, Metazoa, Chordata, Mammalia, Carnivora, Canidae. Gene Ontology annotation, biological process: neuron projection regeneration. The record is from RefSeq and is a predicted model, not a curated record.